Clonostachys solani is the source of this 1182-nucleotide messenger RNA. The record is from the annotation of a GenBank genome assembly. NCBI's taxonomy places the organism in Eukaryota, Fungi, Ascomycota, Sordariomycetes, Hypocreales, Bionectriaceae.
AUGAAGAAGACACUCAUCCUGUGUUUCAUCCAUGGAUUUCAGGGGGGAGAAUCAACCUUUGGGGACGACUAUCGGUUCGCAGAACACUUGCGCGAUCUGGUCGCCGCCGAGUUGCCCAAAAUCAAUAUAAAGACUCUUGUAUACCCCAAGUAUGAGACGAGGGGCGACCUUGGCGAGACUGUCAGUCGUUUUCGCAGCUGGCUGGAGGACAAGGUCAUUGACCUGGAGGUGGCGACGGGCACACCCUCGCCAACCAUUGACCCGUCGGUAAGGACCAUCCUCAUCGGCCACUCCAUGGGCGGCAUCGUCGCGGCAGAAAUGGUCAUCGCCAUCGCAUCCGAGCAGCCCAUCUACUCCGAGGACGGGAUCCAGAAGAGCGCCACGCUCCCCUCGUCCUUCAACUCCCUCCUGUUCCCCUACAUCCAGGGCGUGCUGGCCUUCGACACCCCGUACCUCGGCAUAGCGCCCGGCGUCGUGGCCCACGGCGCAGAGGGCCACUACCAGAACGCCGCCUCGGCCAUCACCCAGCUCAGCGGCCUCGGCGCCUCGCUGUGGGGGGCGAACAAGGCCGCGACCAGCACCAGGGCAGCGCCGCCCUCAGCCGGUGCUCUCCCUCCAGCUACCGGCACCGGCAACAAGUCCGCGGGCGGCUGGGGCACCUGGGGCAAGGUGGCCAUGGUUGCCGGUGCCGCGGGGGCCGUGGCGGCCGGGGGCGCCGCGGCGUGGAUGAACCGCGACCACAUCGGCGAGGGCUGGACGUGGGUGAGCUCGCACCUCGAGUUCGUGGGGUGCCUCGCGCGGGCCGAGGAGCUCAAGAAGCGGGUCAGCUACAUGGUCCGGCUGAACGAGGAGCUGAGCGUCGGGUUCGCCAACCUGUACACGCGGCUGGGGAGGGCCGCCUCGAGCAAGAAUGUCAGCAUGGUGGGCACGGUGCUGGGGAGCGAGAGGACGUUCUGCAACCUGCCCAGGUCGCAGGCUGCGGGCGUGUGGAAGGAGGCGGUGAAUGACAAGGCUACGGAUGAGACUGUUGCGCAUAUGACCAUGUUUGAGCCGAAAGAGAACCCUGAUUACGAGACGUUGUCCGAGACUGCUAAGACGCUGAUUGCAGAGUGGGUGUCCAAGGAAUGGUAUGAGACAAGCGAAGAACCCAUGCCUUUGCUCGAGCAGGCACCGUCACCGUAG